Girardinichthys multiradiatus is the source of this 4549-nucleotide messenger RNA. It is a transcript of the gene cep162, whose product is annotated as centrosomal protein 162. Gene Ontology annotation, biological process: cilium assembly. Lineage: Eukaryota; Metazoa; Chordata; Actinopteri; Cyprinodontiformes; Goodeidae. Gene Ontology annotation, cellular component: centriole; centrosome; axonemal microtubule. The transcript has 30 exons. The record is from RefSeq and is a predicted model, not a curated record. Bases 192 to 4307 code for a protein of 1371 amino acids.
UUGUAGCCAAUUAGAGAUGCGUCGUCAGGCGGUUAGUGUCGCGGGAAUUGACGCUCAAAACAACAACAGAGACAUCAGUGCUACGCAACAGCGAAGAUGUUUCAGCUGUUCCUGAGCUGAGGAGCUGUCAUUAAAGAGCCCAGUUCUGAUUUCAGUACAGAACUGAAGCACCAUUACCGGGAGUCAAUACGAUGUCUUACAGGCGGACUAAGGAGGAGCUGGAUGCUGAGUUUGAGAAGUUUCUAAAGGAGUCUGUUUCAGAUGACUCUGUGGAACUAAGCAGUCCUGACAAGCAGCUUAAAACCAACAGCCAGAAAUCCAGUCAGAAGCCAACAGUGUCAUGGUGGCAAGAUCAUGAACACAGCAGUGGAGCACACUCAUCCAAACAAAGGUUUAUUAAAGCCAGAAAGGCCCCGACUGAGACCAAGAAGGCUGUCAGCGGUGAGUCUCACCAUAAGCCUGUUCCCAAACCUCGCUGCAAGGCUCCGGAUACACACAUCCAAUCUGACAUGAUUACCAACGCGAAGACUUUGGAUAUUUCCCAAAGUUUGGAAAGAGACGGAGCUUCAUCAGAAAGUCAAAGCAGUCGCACUCAUGAAAACCUCCAGAAGGUGGCAGAGAGGAGUCCUGAUGAAGCUAAAGACACUGAUGAUGCUUCCCAGGAGCACAUUAAUGAAUCAGUGCUGACAUCAGCUGGGAACAUGACCAGUAUGGGCCUGGACACUCUGGAGGAAGAAGAGGAGAAAGCCAUGUUCUUUGCCCAGAUAGAGGCUGAAGCUUCAUCAGCUAUAGAUUAUUCCAAGCUGAACAGAGAGUUGGAUUUAACCCAUUCUACUGUUGCCACUGACCUCAGGGAAGAGGAUGUUACAGCAGUGGAGCAGAGUAAAACUGGAGCAGUAGAAGCUGUGGGAGAGUCUCCAGCCCAUGCCAGCUUCCCACACUACAGUGAUGAUUUUGAAGAUGAGGACAGCAUAAAAGAGCCACUGGAGGAGAACUCUAAAACGUCCCCAAUUCUUGCGAGAGUUUCUCUCUAUGACUCUUUGGAUGACACUGGUGGAGAGCACAGAGCGAAGGACACAGCUGGGUCACUGGACAGAGGCCAGUUGUAUGCACAGAGCGGAGGGUCAGAGGUGGAGGCUCUUCAGGAGGCAUACAGACAGAUUCACUCUGUGGAGGAUUCAGAUGGUCAUCAUUAUUUCUCUCUGGAGGACAGAUGGAGGACCAACAGGCCAGUUUCUCCACCUUCUCCUCCUCAGCAGUCUCUGCAGCCUGCUUCUACCAAUGAGUCAGACUUGCCCACUGCAGAGGAGCUGAUGAGGCCCAUCCGACCAGAAAACAACCACAUUAGAGGCUUCUCUCUGCAGCCAGUCAGGACUUUCUCCGUUGUGACUCCUUCAGAGUUGGAACUGAAGCAGCCUGAAAACACUGGUACUGCUGUAGGAUUAAAAGGAGUGAUAAGGUCAACAAGCCACAAAUCUCCAGAACCUCCCCACCUUUACGUGACCUCCAGUAUCAGGAUGGAUGUGGAACGACUGCUGCAGGAGCAGAAUAAACAUUCUUCUCAAACUUGUAAUGUAAAGAAACAACUGACGUCCAGGGGCUCCUCUGUAUUUCAUUCUUCCAGGUCUUCUGAAAGAAAGCCUACUCUGGCUCCCUCUAGAGGCAAGGCAGAGAAUGGGAUGGCAGCUGGGAAUUUAAGGUCACUGAGGGCGAGCAAAGCUGCUGCCACACCCAGAGCCCCCCCCUCAAAAACCAAAUCCACAAAAAAACAAGAACAAGAUGACGGUGGUGCAGCAGCAGAGUCAGGUCUGAGGGUCAGCAGUGAGCUGGUGGCAUCUGUUCAGUCCCUGGUGGCUGUCCUCCAACAACAGAUAGACACCAGCAGCCUCAACGAUGCUGUGCAGGAGGUCAGAUGUUCUCAGGACAGCAAAUAUACUCAACCGCCUCCUCAGGUCAAAACAAUCAGGGAGGGUUCUGUGAUGGAAGCGUUAAGAGUCCAGCUGGCUCAGAAGGAAAAGGAACUGCAGAUGAUGAAGGAUGAAGUAGAGGAGGUCAAUUCACUGAGACAACAAAACUACGUGCUCCAGAGCAAGCUGCGGAGUGCAGAGGAAGCCAGUCAGAAGAGGAGGCUGGUGGAGGCUGCAGGUCCAGACACUGAUGAGACAUUUCAGCAAAUUGAUAAAGAAAUGAAAGAGCAGGAGAUGCUCAUCAAAGGUUAUCAGCAGGAGAAUGAGAAGCUGUGUCUACAGAUGAAGGCUCAGCAGGCCAAGAGUAAAGCCAACGAGGAGGCCAUGUUUAACGAGAACCAGAGUCUCCUGAACGAGCUGGUUUUUACAAGGGAGCAGCUGAGAAAAAAAAGACUUGUGGGCAACAUGUGCUCGAUGGAUCACACAAAACGCAUCUCUGAUUUGUUGGCUCAAAUCAGCGUCCUUCAGAGGAACGAGGCUGAGCUGUCUGAGGAAAACCACAGGCGAAAGCAAGAAAAGCAGUCUCUGGAGGUUGAGCUGCAGUUGAUUAAAAAGGAGCGAGACGUGGGAAAAGCCCAGGUCAUCUCCACCUCAGGAGAUAAGACGUUUGAGCUGCUAGUUCUGGAGGACCAGCACAGGGAGGAAGUGGCAGCUCUAAAGAAGAAGCUGCAGUGGUUUGCUGAGAACCAGGAGCUGCUGGAUAGAGAUGCUGGCAGGUUGAAGGCAGCAACAGCUGAGAUACUCCAACUCAAGGAGCAGGUGGAAAAACUAAAGCAGCAAGUGGGCAAAAGAAACAGCGAGCAGCAGAGGAAGGCCAGAGACAGAUCUGCUGACACAAAGAGAAUGCAAGACCUCCAGAGACAGGUGAAGGAACUGGAACAUAUUCUGAGAAGCAGGAACCCAAACUCGCUGCCAGCUCUGAUUUAUGCUGCAGCCACAGCUGCUGAUGAGGAGAAUGCUGCCUCUUCCAGGACGUCCCCACCUAGCCAGAUCAAUGUUCUGCUGGAGCGCCGUAUUCAGCGUCUGGAGUCUGAACUGGAGAGUCACGAUGAAGAGGCCAAGCGGACCCUGCGGGCCAUGGAACAACAGUUCCACAGGAUCAAGCUACGCUAUGAGCAACAGAUAUCUGAGCUGGAGCAGCAGCUGGAACAAAGACAGCCGACUGAAGCAGCAGCAGCUGGCUUAAACUCAUGGAUGUCUAAAUGUCAGAUUCUAGAGGAAGAGCUGCAGCGAGUCAAGGACAAAGACAAAUGUCUUCAGGACCAAAUAGAGUCUCUCCAGCAGCAGCUCAAAAACAAGGCUCAAGCAAGUCCAGGGCGACACCAGCGCCAAGCUGAGGCUGCGUUUGGUGCCCGGCUAGAGCGACUAAACCAGGACCUCGCCACCAAGACUAGAACCAUUCAGGAGCUGAGCCGGACUGUAGAGAGACUACAGAAAGAGCGGAGGAGCAUGCUGUCUACAUCCCACCAACGAUCAGAAACCCAUUCAGCAGAGAGCAAACCACGAGCAGGGCAGAGUAAACCUCAGUGCUCUGCUGCCGCAACAGAAACAAAUCUAGAGGGAGAAACGUUUCCUGCAGCCCAGUAUGAGAAGACUUACCAGCCUACUGUCUUCACAGGAAGCCACAUCUCAGAGGUGCUGCAGGAGAACGAGGCUCUAAGGCAGCGCGUGGAGUUGCUUCAGCUGCAGAAUGAGCAGGAAACAGAAGAACUAAAGGCCAAUGCUGUUCAAGCAAAGGAGGAGCUCUGCAGGGUGAAAGAACACUUAGCAGAGCAGCUGUCUUCUGUGAAGGCAGAACACCUCAGGGUGCUGGACAGCCUGCGUGCCACUCAUGCCCUGGAGCACUCAUCAUCCAAGGUGGCAGAACUGAGCAAUAAGCUCAACACUCAGGAGAUGGCGAUGAAACACAUGCAACAGCAGCUAAAGGAACUGCAGAAAUGUAACGAGGCACUCUCCAUCUCCAGGAGCAGAGAAGAAGCUUUGCAGAAGCAGCUAACCGGACUGCUGCAAGAGCUGAAGGAAGCCAAAGAAGCUCAGAGUUCUGAGGUGAAACUUCUGUGCAGUCUGGAGAGGAAGAUCGUUAACAUGGAGCUCAGACACGAGCACAGAGAGAAGGAGCUGCAGCAGGUUGUUGCUGAGACGUUUCAGAUGUCAGCAGCUGAUCUGCAUCCAGAAGUUGAGAAAUGGCGACGGCUGGCUCUGGACAAGAGCAGAGAGCUGGAUGCUUUCCGCUCAGAGCUGGACUCCAUACUGGACAUCCUGAGACAUCUCCAAAAACAGGGAGUGGUCCUCCCUACCCCUGAACCUGUGAUUACAGCCCACCUCCUCCAGAACAGUUAGUUCUAACUUACCUCAUUGUGCAGAUGUGCCUGGCUGAUUGCCUCUGCAGUCAUCCUGAGACCACUGUACCACUCUAUGUGCUAUUAGAUAGCAUAUAGAAAGGACACUGUGACUUGUUCUCAAAUCAGUGGAUUGACUAAGUGCCCAUAACAGACAAACAUUUCAGCUGUUCUGUCCAUAGGUUUUUGUACCUAAAUUAUUAUUUAUUUAAGAAAUAAUAAACAUCUAAUUUAUAAAUGGUA